AUGCUUGUGUCUUUGGUUCUGCUCUGUCAGCUACACGGCUUGAUGUUUGCAUUUCCUCGCUGCACAGGGACCUUAAAUAGCUUGAAGCAACCCGAGCAUAAAGAUGUCUUCACAUCAGAAAAGGAGGCAAAUUUGUUCAUUGGACGCCAUCUUCUGUAUAACAGAUUUGAUUUUGAAGCAUUCACCCCGGAUAACCUGGAAAGAGAAUGCCUCGAGGAGCUGUGCAAUUAUGAAGAAGCCAGAGAAAUUUUUGAAGACCCUGAUAAAACGAUGGAUUUUUGGAAAGAGUAUUCAACUAAAGGCCCUAAAAUAAAACUAGGUGAUGAGACACUACAAAAGAUAAAUGUUACAGGACUUCUCAUCAGUCUUGUUGCUGCUGGAGUACUGUUAGUUAUAACCGUACUGCUUAUCUUCUACUGCUGCAAAAGUAGAUGCAAAUCAAGGCAACCACCAGGGUACUUGGAUUAUGUAAGAAACAGAAGACGGAAUUCAUCUAGCAUCUUCAGAAGGCAUGAAGAAUUUUCUUUAAAUCCACUUCCUCUUGGAAUGGAUGAUUCAGGACUACCAACUUACGAGCAAGCAGUUACUUCAGAUGGACAACACCACAACAUGCCACCACCCCCUUAUCCAGGGCCCCCAGUCUGGGCACGGGUGUUUAAGAAGUCUGUGUCACUUCCUGGUCCUUAG
Nestor notabilis (Kea) is the source of this 687-nucleotide messenger RNA. It is a transcript of the gene PRRG4, whose product is annotated as proline rich Gla (G-carboxyglutamic acid) 4 (transmembrane). The transcript is spliced from 5 exons. The record is from RefSeq and is a predicted model, not a curated record. Gene Ontology annotation, cellular component: extracellular region. Gene Ontology annotation, molecular function: calcium ion binding. Lineage: Eukaryota; Metazoa; Chordata; Aves; Psittaciformes; Psittacidae. Bases 1 to 687 code for a protein of 228 amino acids.